This is a messenger RNA of Trypanosoma cruzi, 1590 nucleotides long. RefSeq lists its product as uncharacterized. NCBI's taxonomy places the organism in Eukaryota, Euglenozoa, Kinetoplastea, Trypanosomatida, Trypanosomatidae. The coding region runs from base 1 to 1590 and encodes 529 amino acids. The record is from RefSeq and is a predicted model, not a curated record. The transcript has a single exon.
AUGAGACGCCUCGGACACCGCCGCGGACAAACGGGACUCCAGCUCCCUCACGCUCUUCCCUGCUGCAUCGCUAGCUUCCACCAUCUCGGCCUUCUUUGCAGCGAGCAGCGCAGCCAGGGCAGCGUUCUCCCCCUCCAACGCCUUCAGCUGGACGAGAGCGUCCGCCAGUUCGCGCUCCAGGAUAUCCACAUCACCCGUAGCAGCAAGUUCCCUUCUCGCAGCGAGUUCCUCAAGUUCACGACAGCGGCUAUACACACCCUCAAUUGUCUUACUCGCGUCCGCCUCUGCACCCUCAAUUACCGCCUCCCUCUGUGCAAGUUCCUCUGCGAGCUUCUCAUUGUCAGCCUCCCUCUGCGCAAGGUCCUCUGUCAGCUUCUCAUUGUCAGCCUCCCUCUGCGCAAGAUCCUCUGCGAGCUUCUCAUUGUCAGCCUCCCUCUGCGCAAGUUCCUCUGUCAGCUUCUCAUUGUCAGCCUCCCUCUGCGCAAGUUCCUCCGUCAGCUUCUCAUUGUCAGCCUCCCUCUGCGCAAGAUCCUCUGCGAGCUUCUCAUUGUCAGCCUCCCUCUGUGCGAGGUCCUCUGCGAGCUUCUCAUUGUCAGCCUCCCUCUGUGCGAGGUCCUCUGCGAGCUUCUCAUUUUCAGCCUCCCUCUGUGCGAGGUUCUCUGCGAGCUUCUCAUUGUCAGCCUCCCUCUGUGCGAGGUCCUCUGCGAGCUUCUCAUUGUCAGCCUCCCUCUGUGCGAGGUUCUCUGCGAGCUUCUCAUUGUCAGCCUCCCUCUGUGCGAGGUCCUCUGCGAGCUUCUCAUUGUCAGCCUCCCUCUGCGCAAGAUCCUCUGCGAGCUUCUCAUUGUCAGCCUCCCUCUGCGCAAGAUCCUCUGUCAGCUUCUCAUUGUCAGCCUCCCUCUGCGCAAGUUCCUCUGCGAGCUUCUCAUUGUCAGCCUCCCUCUGUGCGAGGUCCUCUGCGAGCUUCUCAUUGUCAGCCUCCCUCUGCGCAAGUUCAUCUGCGAGCUUCUCAUUGUCAGCCUCCCUCUGCGCAAGUUCCUCUGCGAGCUUCUCAUUGUCAGCCUCCCUCUGCGCAAGAUCCUCUGCGAGCUUCUCAUUGUCAGCCUCCCUCUGCGCAAGGUCCUCUGCGAGCUUCUCAUUGUCAGCCUCCCUCUGCACAAGUUCCUCUGCGAGCUUCUCAUUGUCAGCCUCCCUCUGCGCAAGGUCCUCUGCGAGCUUCUCAUUGUCAGCCUCCCUCUGUGCAAGUUCCUCUGCGAGCUUCUCAUUGUCAGGCUCCCUCUGUGCAAGUUCCUCUGCGAGCUUCUCAUUGUCAGCCUCCCUCUGCACAAGUUCCUCUGCGAGCUUCUCAUUGUCAGCCUCCCUCUGCGCAAGAUCCUCUGCGAGCUUCUCAUUGUCAGCCUCCCUCUGCGCAAGGUCCUCUGCGAGCUUCUCAUUGUCAGCCUCCCUCUGUGCAAGUUCCUCUGCGAGCUUCUCAUUGUCAGCCUCCCUCUGCACAAGUUCCUCCGUCAGCUUCUCAUUGUCAGCCUCCCUCUGCGCAAGGUCCUCCGUCAGCUUCUCGAUGUCAGUCUCUCUCUGUGUGAGAGUGGUCUCUAG